This is a messenger RNA of Papilio polytes (common Mormon), 548 nucleotides long. RefSeq lists its product as uncharacterized. The transcript has 3 exons. Lineage: Eukaryota; Metazoa; Arthropoda; Insecta; Lepidoptera; Papilionidae. The coding region runs from base 177 to 548 and encodes 123 amino acids. The record is from RefSeq and is a predicted model, not a curated record.
CACCUUAACACACGUCUGAUAACAACAACGAUCCUAACACAAGAAGGGAUCAGUGCCGCCACCGUGUCGUGACAGACUGGCCGUAUACUAAGAAUCACUAUUUAAAAAUGGCGAAUUUAUAAAAAAAACAAUUCGAAAUUUGAAUUUUCUAGUUUAAUUUCGGCCAGUGUUUCACAAUGUUUACGAAAACGGAAAACAUGGGUAUAGACAAUAACAGUUAUGUGAAAUCCGUCGAGGAUUUAGAGAUGAACGAGAAGAGUCAUGUCAGCAAAUCAACAGACAAGGUCAGCUAUGAGGAGGCUUUAGAUUUAACUGGUCACGGGCGAUACAACUAUGGGCUGCUGUUUGCCUGCUUUAUGGUCAUCAUAGCGAUGGGCAUCGACAUCUUCGGUCUGGGCAUCAUCGCCACCGCCGCCACAUGCGACCUCAAGAUGACCAUCAAGGAGAUCGGCGUGUUAUCCUCUAUGCCUUUCGCAGAAUUACAAACAUUAACAAAGUGUGGCAUCGCACAAGAGUGCCAAGGUCUCUUCUCAGCCGUGUCCGUGUGA